CCCACUACUUCCGGUCAGAGUGACCCUUACAUUCUCUAUCACUCAGAGUGUUCGAUGAACUUUAUGUCAUGUAAAACGUCCUCAAAAAACGAUCACUUGGACAACGAAGACAUCUUGUAUUUAUGCAUCUACAAUGAACCUUCAGAUUUUUUCACACGGCUAUGGUCUCCUAGUGAAGUGGGACAAAUUCAACAAAGCGGUCUAGAGGUGCGAUUUAUCUUAACAUGAGUUGUUAGAAAUUCGACUUUUGUUUUCGUCGAAAACAAUAGAUUCAAUAGGCGUUUUUAUCGUCGUGUAAUUAUUUGGUACGAAAAGUUCUGAUGCUAUUCAAAUUAGGAUAUUAUUCCAUACCCGUUUUCACUAAAAACAACUGAACAAAUUGUUAUGCGCAUUUAUAUAUGCGACUGUUCGGGAAACGAUAAUAAGACUAUAAAUAGAUCGUUGUCGAGUGUUUAUAAGGUGAAUUUUUCUUGUGUUCUUUCUCGUGCGAUCAGGGGCACUAUUCAAAAGAACUAGGAAACGUAAAUGGUGCGUGAAAAAACUUGCUCGAGAAGAAAGGAAAACAUCGUGCAACCCUUGCUGACAGAAACAAUAUUUAAUAUUCCCGCCUGUGGGAAUUAUUAAACAGGUUGGCCGCGAACUGCUUCUCCCGGAUUGAACGAGCUUAUUUAUUCAUUUAAACAUAGCCGCGUUGAAAUGAACAUCACGCAGAGCGUGCUCAGAGAUCACUCUCGAUUACGUGUUGGUAACGAGAAGACGGAUUAGAAUCUUCAAAAGCACAGUAUUAUGGCGAUUUGAAUAAACAUUGAAGAGGGCAAACCGGAAACCCGAACUAUGACUACUGCGACAGAAGAAAUCGUCGUUAGCGUUACCCCGCGUAAUAGAGCGAAUUUUCGAAGGCUCAAAACUAAUAGCAUACAGAGUUAUAAACGAUGGGAAAAGGAGAACGAACUUCUGUACGCCAUGAUGGAAGACGAAAGCGAGUGGUUAGCCAAGUUAUUUCCCGAUGUGGUGAUCACUCCGGAUUUUUACUUCUACGCUUUGGAAGACGGUUCGCUACUUUGCCGACUUGCGAAUUACAUCCAAGAGAAAGCGGAAUUAUAUUCCAAGAGGCACCACAUUCCUGUGCCUGGAAAGAAAUUUCGCUAUCAUACUAUGGGCAAAUGUAGUAAAGAAAUCAAACUUUUUAAAUCCAGGGAAAAUGUGCAACAGUUUCUCACCUGGUGUCGAAGUCACGGCAUUCCCGAAGCAAUCUUAUUCGAAUCGAACGAUGUUGUGCAAGUUGACGAUUAUCGAGAGGGUUGCAGGGGGAUUAUUAUUUGCCUCAUGGAAAUUGUAAGAAGGACAGCAAAGUUUGAACUUGAUGAACUACCAAAGUUAAUUCAGAUGGAGAAAGAAAUCGAAGAGGACGAGGCACAAUCUCACUCGGACAUUUCAAAUGGGCAAGGGCAGGUUUUGGACGUGGUGGAAAUAAACAACCAGGAGGUACAAGGGACAGAUCCACCAGAAAUUCAAAGCCCCAGUUCUAUGGACUCUGAUUCCGGAGUGGACUCAGUGUUUGACCUAGAAGAAGGAGAUAAUGCAGCUUCUCGCCUUAAAGAGUUUUGGCAUGAAGAGAGAGAAAUUAUAGAGAAAACGGAGAUUACUACAACCACUGUGACACGAAAACAAAACUUGUUGAAACCAAAAGAUCAAAAAAGUUCCCCAAAGAAGACGUCUAAAGAACUUCCGUCUCUGUUAGCAAGCACCGGGCCGAAAUCCGAAUUAGAUAAACAGGUUAGUAGUUUAUAUGCAUUUUGCAGUAAAUUUUAUGUUAACUAAAUGAAAAGUUUUAAGUACUGCUAAUUAACGAUUCCAUGGAUGAACGCAGUUUAAAAAAAACAUACUACACUGGUGAGAAUGUUUGCAAACUGACUUGUUUCGAUCUGAGUUCGAUAAGUAGGAGGUGGAAUUUCAUGUGUCCGGACUAAACUGCUUAAUUAUAACUUCCCCGAAAAAAAAAAUCCACAUAAUAUGAGUACAAAAUAAAAUUUUUUAGUGUGUACAGUUAAGCAAUAUCCGAUCAGUGCAGUGCCACUGAUGGCGCUCAUAUUAUGCAAAUAUAAUUCCACUUCAUUAAUUGCUGAUCAAAGUUGAUAACAACGACAUUCUGGUCGACUCGCGUUUCGUCUGAAACUCAUCUUUCAUCUAAGAACGGAAAAUUGAGCCCCUUAUGAAAGCUAUUGUGAAUUGUAAUUUUAUUUAUAUGUCGAUACUAAAAUGGCUCGAAAUCAUUAAUAAAUAUAAUACAUUUACAAUGUAACCUGAUAUAAAAGUCGCAUUUUUGGACAAUUAAAACCACCUGUCCCAUGUCAACAGCCGGAAAGCUUUUUUACUUAGCGAAAAUAAUAGCGUCGUAUUAAGUUUGAAUGGUUUUUUGAGACACGUCUUCAGCCUAAAUCCAUGGAAACAAGUUUACGUUCGGGCGCCAGCUUUUCCCUGGCUAAAAAGCCAGUCAAAUGCACUUUAAAAUCACGCAAGCCAAGUAUUGAACUGCAGUUCUUGAAAGCUUUAGUUAUAAAAAGUGAUGAUUUUUUUACGAAAGUAAAUAGUAUUUGCAUAGUUAUAAUGGCUAGGUGCAUUAUACAGCUCUAAAAGGUCAAUAUUUUUCCUACCACCCUGCCAGAAGCCCAUGCCAAGAUAUAAGUAUUUUUAGAAAAGAACAUUCUCUACUGAAAAUUUCUAUAUUGGUAUAAACAUAUAGAUCUUGGAUGAAAAUAAGUGUGUACAUCACAGCUAAUUAAAGAAUGAAAUUUGCAAUUUAAUAAGUUCAACCCAGGGCUUAAACAUGUUAAAAUCAUGAAUAGUUUAUAGCAUGCCACAUAAGCAGUGAUAUUGUUAUACAAACACAGUCAUAUUUAAUAAAAGUGUCACAAUUUAUUCAUAAAUGUAGUCAAAUGUCAACGUAUUGAAAUUCAUACUUGGCUCUAGGGCUUGGGGGAAUGAAACAAAAGAAGUGUAUCAAUUAUGCAUCCCAAAACCUAGUCUUCUUCGCAGCUGCUCAGACCCUGACUCCAGCCUGAGUGUCUGUGAAGGAGACUACCCAAAAAUUGAUCAAGGAAUUUUUUAUAUUAUUUACCCAUUAGCCUUGCAGCCAAGUAUGAGUUUUAACACUGUGCAACUGGUCUAUUCAUAGUGUUUUUUUAAAAAUAAAAUCCCUUUUACUUCCAAAUAUUCUGUUCAAUUUUUAAAUUGAGAGAAGUGUCUUCGUGUGCCUGAUAAAGUGCUUCAAAAUAUUUCUUUUUUUAGUCUGAAAACUGAUUUUUUUAUAUCCAUAAAACUUUUUGAAAUCUCAAUUCCUCACUGAUCUCCACUUCUGACAAAUGUACAGAGAACUUUCACUAAAAUGUACAAAAACUAAAAUGGCUUGAUUAAAAUAGUGAUCAUUAAGGCUGCUAACGGCCCUGCUUAAACAUUUCGUGCUAGAAUAUAAGCUACAGUGGCCCACAACUGUCAUGGCAAAACCAAAACCUCAUGGCAAAAACAAACUACCUCAUGGCAACACCGAAGACCUCAAGGCAAAAACAAAAACCUCACAGCAAAAACAAAAUACCUCACGACAAAACCAAAACCCUCACCGCAAAACCAAAGACCUCAUGGCAAAACCAAAUACUUCACAGCAAAAACCAAAUACCUCACGGCAAAACCAAACACCCACGGCAAAACCAAAGCUAUUUUGUUUUUGCUGUGAACUAUUUGGUUUUGCCAUGAGGUUUUUGGUUUUGCCAUGAGGUAUUUUGUUUUUGCCGUGAGGUUUUUGGUUUUGCCGUGAUGUUUUUGUUUUUGCCAUGAGGUUUUUGGUUUUGCCGUGAUAGUUGUGGGCCACCAUAAUAAGCAGUGAAUCUAUUGUGCAGUCUUUAAUGAAUUUUUUUACCCAUAAACGAAAUAAUAAUGAAAAUUAAUAGUAAUAAUAAUAAUAAUGACAAAUACUCCAAGUUCUAUUUGCCUCAUUCAUCAUUCAAACAGGUGUGCAAGAUUGCUCAAGACUACAACAUUAAAAUUGUUCAUCGUCUCAAAGAAGGGAAGUACAUUAUACUUGGGCGAAUCAUGUUUGUGCGGGUAAGUAUAACCUGAAAGGCCAGUUUUGUGCAUUUUAAGAUUUUGUUGCUGCAGAAAAUAUCCCUCCUCCAUGAUGGGUUUGGCUUGCCCCACCCCCCCUACCCCCAAGAGGCACUUCAAAUUCUGACCCUGUUUAAAAAAAAGUUGUUCAUUUUGCUAUCCUUAUGACUGUAGAAUAGACCAUUUUCGAUAUAUUAAAAUUCAUACAGCAUCUUGGUUCCAAGGCUUGGGGGAAUAACACAAAAGAUUUUUUUGGGUUUAUUCCCCCAAGCCUUGCAGCCAAGUAUGAAUUUUAAUAUAUUGGAACUGGUCUAAUAUGUAGUUUUUCAAACUAAAAACAUGGAAUUAGAUAAAUUGAAAAAAAUGUUGGUACCACAAAUGAAGAACUCUCAUCAUCAAUCCCCACACAUUUUAAAGACAAUUAGAAGGCUUUGACGGUCCAAAAUAUGCUAAUAAGUGAGAUCAUAUACCACGUUUUAAGACUCAAGACCCUAAAAACCACCCCUGUUCAAUUCUCCUAUGCAGUUAAGGCCAAAUAAGGGAGUGCUCUUCUCUCCAAGAACCCCCUACUCCUUUGAAGAAUUCCAGUUAUACUUAAAAGUUUGGUAUUUUUAUGACCCCCCCCCCAACUGAAUUUCCUAUGACUGUCUAUGGUAGGUAUGGAUAUUUCUGACACCACAAGUUCUAUUUUACCUCUUUGGACAACUUUGUCCAUCGGAAAAUGGGUGAAAUCUUUUUUCUCAUUUUUUUUGUGAAGUUAAACAGUUUACUAAAAAUAAUCCUGUAACAUUAAAAUUUUUGUGUAAUAUUGGCCCCAAUUCAAUUAUAACAUUAUUUAAUGUAUCUUGUUUGCAUUUUCUUUGUAGAUGUUAAAUGAUCAUAUGUUGGUCAGAAUUGGUGGUGGUUGGGAUACACUGGAACACUACCUCAUGACCCAUGCACCAUCUAAAGAAGGUAUGUAGGCUAGGCUGUACACUGCUGUGUUAUUUUGGCCUGUGUUUGGAGGUCAUGGAGUCUUCAAGAGGCUUAAGGGUGUCUGACCGCUAAUAGGAUUUAUUUGAUUACUAAGGAUAGUCUCAUGUCUUGAUAGUCAUGACCAGGAGCCCAUGGACUCCUGUCAUGACAGGGUGGUCGAGGUGUCAAACUAUCUACAAAAAACACUACCAGCCAAAAUUGGCGGAUCUAGCGGAGGAGCCCAGGGGGCCCUGGUCCCCUCCUUACUUUAAGGUCAAACCGAAACCUGCAUAGCUUGCUAAUGCAGAUGUAUUUCUGUAUGCCGCUAUUCUCUUUUCCUGAAAAGUAAUUUUUUGGGUGGAGAGAAGCAACAGCCAGAAAUACAUUAUUUUGCAUUCAGGGCUGAGAAGAAUUGUCUUUGAUGCCGGGGUCCCCUCUUUUCUGAGGCACUAAAUGAGCAAUAAUAAUCAUCAUCAUCUUCAUCAACUUUAUUUAACGAGGGUAACACAGGAGAGUAAUUCAACUGAAUAACUAGUGGCCCUCAAACUAAAACUGUAAAAGAUAAAUUAAGCAACCAAAAAUACAUAUCAUUAAAGAAAAAGGACUAUAAGUAUGUAUAUGAAUAAGACUAAAAAGUGUAAAAACUAUAUUACAAUAUUAUUAUAAAAUAUCCUUACAAUGAACAUCUACAAAUUAUUACAAUAAGAAUACAACUAGGAUGGGUCAAACUAGAGGAAGGUUGUGAAAUGCCGGAUUAGCUUAAAACUAAGAAAUAAAAUUAAGUUUCACUUAAAAUAAAUGAAGAUCUGAAUUCACCACUGACCUGAGCUCUAAUGCUAUCAUGUGCAAGUCUUAUUCUUGCCCAUCUUAAUGCACCCACGACAAUUUCUUACUUUCCAACAAAUAAAUCUGGACUAAUAAAGGAAGAUCAUUUUAAACAAUAAAGAUUGAGAUAAAUAAUCAGUGAUAGUUUCCAUGUUUUGAUGUUUAGUAAUGAUUAACAAUAUCUUUGGCAUAUUAUAACCUUCGAAAUUAGUAGUCGGAACAUCUUCGGUAGCCCUAAGAACAUUUUCAGAUAGGCUCGGCAGCUGGUUUAAUAAAUGGAGAUAAAAAACUCAUAAAACACCAGCGUUGAAAGCGUGGACAGAAGUAAUCUGACCCGAGUCUGAUCAGUGAAACAUGUUGUUGUGCCAAGAAAAUCAACUUCAGGAGUUGUAUUAAACGAUCAUGUCUCAUAAAUCGGCUUAGAUAAGUUUGUGCUUUAUUCACAAAUAAAGGGCAAACGGUUCUUAACGGCGCUGGUGAGGCACGUUUCGGGCAAAGUUCUUAUUUUCUCAGGGUCUGUAAUCUUGACAUCCCUUGAACUGACUUUGCAGACACCAUAAACACUGAAGUACAUUAACAUGAAAUUUCUGCAGUUGGCCUAUUUAGCUAUAGAUAUGUCUACUUGCUCUUAUAAACGAUAUUUUUUGUGUGAAAAGUGUUGUGUUACAAUUGUUACCUGAGCAGGAAAAAUCAUUUCAGUUCUUCAAGGAAAAAAAUAGCUAUCCUGUUUCAUAACAAGAAGGCAUAAAUUGUGUGACAGGUGAAAAAUGUAGUAAGAUGAGAUUAGCUCAGGCUUACGUACGCACCUCGCGAAGGCAUCUGUCAGAAGCGAAGAUUUUUUAUAACAGUUAGGGGGCAGAGAAAUGGAUAUAUUUCAAACAAUUUCGCAAGAUUAUUCUGAUGCUACUCACCUUUGGCUCGGUUGGAUUUAAAUAUUGUAGGCAAGAGAAAAACUGGCUAGGCGAGUUAGUGAUUUGCAUACAGCUGACUUUGAAAGCAGUAAACAGAAAUUUGACGGCUUUUGUUAUUUGUUGCGUUUUGAUUGGCUGACGUCUCCUAACACGCCCUUACGAUUGUUUCCCGUGGUUUGACUGCGCCCUAGCGUAAAAUGGUUCGAUUGGACCGAUGUUAUAGAGCUCUUUUUCUACGUGCAACACAACUUGUAUUGGCUUAGAUUUCAGCGGCUCUUGGCAUUUCCAUCUGUUGUGCUGUUUUAUUCCAAAGCACUACUCCCAGGAACUUCGAUUUCGAAGGUAAAGUUUUGUUACUUUUCCACGAGUUUUGUCGCGUUUUGUGUUUUUGAUACAUGUGUGUGUAUUUGAGGAGAAGAGUUGUGUUUUGUGAGAUAUCGUGUUUUUGGAGGAAGGAUCAAGACAGAUGUCUGCUGGCUUGUCCUUCGGGUACCGAACUAUAAAUUAAAAAACAGUCUGCCUUACAUCUACGGUAAUGUCUUUCCAGCAAUCGUUCGAGAACGGGUUUACAAAAGUCGGUCAUCGAUGGAGUCGCCAUUAGUAAUAUUUUUCGAGUCGCUUGUGGACUCCAACAGUGAUCAACGCUCGAACCAUGCAAAGUAACGCUCUUUUAAUUUGCCACAUUCAAAUUUCUGUCUCUUGAAAUCUCGCUUGAAUUGAGUUUGUUAUUUCUAGCAAGUAAUGUGUAAACAUUCCCACACCUACAUUCCUAUCAAAUCGAAGAAACAGAAUCGCUAGUCAAUCGUACGCGUGCUGAUUAGAGUCGAAACUGAAAAUGUGGAAAGCGUGAAUCAAUUCUUGAAUGCCAAAAAUGUCACCUAAUCUAUUCGUGUUAAUUUUCACGCUGACCCCUUGUACACUUUCAAAGUAAUUUUUACUUGACCGCGUAGAAUUCUGAAUCGUAAAUUGGCCGAUUCUUUCUUUUGAAAGAUCUUGAACUUAUUAGUUCAGACAGUUGUAUUAGUUACUAAAAUUCUAGUCCAUUUGCUACAUCAACAUACAUAAUGAUGCCUCGAUUGUGCACGCAACGGAAAAUCGUGUGAAUUUUAUCGAAAUAAAAAUCUUUUUAGUUUUUGACGAUUCACAUGCAGUCGCUAGCUAGUUACAAAUCUACUAUUGCUGAAUUAGAAACGUACAAUAAAAUUGUUAUGCUCUAAUUGAUGGAAAACAGAAUGGCAAUUUGACUCACGUAAUUAACGUCUUAGGAAAUGGUCUGUUAAUCUUAAAGUUACACAGUGUUAUUCUGUGAUUCUUCAUGCCAACAACAUUUCUGUAUUAUCUUAGUUUUAAAUAUUACGAAUAAAAGUGUAAUUAUGAGAAUAACCAUUUUACUUUUUUUUUUAAGUUGCCAGACUUUUCUAAGCAAAUACUUAUAAGUUGUACUUCAGAUAUCAGAUCUUACGUCCGAUAACUGUACUGUACAUUUAUUAUAUUCUGCUGGUGAUUAGUCUAACCUUACGUUUGUUGUCACUUGACAACUUGCCACACCCUGACUAAAUUUAGCUGAUGCUGAUGUAAAUUAGGGCUGCAUUAUCCUUUAAUCAGAGAGAAAAACAGUUUGAGCAAAAUGAAUGUGGACAAACAUGUAAAAAUUACAAAUAUUAUAAACAGAAACUAAUUAUUUAACUGCAAAUUGGUUCUAUUGUCUUUUGACCCACUUUAUUUCUGUAUCAACAUGGAAUUGUGUGGAACAGGAAAUGCCAAUAUUUAGAUUGUACUCUUCUGAAGAGAAGGAAAUUCUGAGUCCCAAGCUUAAGGACCUACCCAGCAAGAAAUCGCGAUGAACCAGUAAUUUUGUUACAAAUAGUUAUGGUGAAUCCUGGCACUCAUCUUGUGAAAAAUCAUGAGUCCCUGUCCAUAACCAAUGAGAAUCAGUUCAAAAAACAGGGAGUCCUAAACUGAAAAUACUUGGGCCUUCAUGUAACCAGACAGUUAAUCUGGAGACAGAUGCUAAAACUCUUUAUUAGAGUUUACUGAAAUUAAAAUACUACAGUAUCUGUAUGUCAGCUGCCAACACAUGAAGAGACCAAAAUUUCAUUUAAUAUCAAGGAUCAAGACAAAUCAAAGUUAAAGUGUUUGUAACUUUAACCGAAAGAAUUAACACAUUGCUACAAGUAUGUCUUCCACAAAUUUGCAUUUUGAGCAAACAAAAUUUUUUGGAAAGUUUUUAAGUGUAAUUUUCUUUGGCGCUUGACCUAUCCUAUCUUCUGAUUACAAAAUUGACAGGCUCAUAAUAUAACAUCAUGAGACAAAUUCAGAAACUGAAAAUCAGGAUUCUAUGCAUACGUAAAUAUCCCUUUUUUAAGGGUUGUCAUUGUAGUUGUAUCAAAUUGCUAACCAUCUUACUGGCAUGUUUUACUAUUUAACAGCUGUUUUAGUUUAAGAAAAUUUGGAAAAAACAUUUCUAGAGCUCAACACUUGUUUACUUGUAUCUAAAGUUGCAUGCUCUUCUAUUUACAUCGAUCACAGCAAAUUAACUUGGAUGUAACUAAAAUGUACUGAAGAUGUUUUCAAUGUUAGAUAUGACAGUAGUUUAUUGUUUUUAAACAUAUUAUCUCAACUGAUUUAAGGUCUCAGGUCAGUAAUACUAUUAGCUGCCAUGGCAACUACAGCUGUAAGUAGAAGGACUAGGGAAGUGUACACUGUUAGCCUGCCACUCCACUGCAGUCAAACAUCUUGCCACUGGAGUUUUCUUGUUUCAUUUACUGGGAUUUCAUUUACUAGCUCGUGGAAACAUGGGCAGGGAUGGAUGAAAUAGCUGGUAAUCGACUGUAACUUCAUCUUGUCAUUUUCUUGUCAAGUUGAAAAUGUAUUAAUUUACACUUGAGUAACCAUGGCUGACCCACCAGUAACACCAGUUUCUGUGUUAAAACACUAAUACAACGUUUUUAAGUAAUCUUUCAAAACUUUUAGUAAAUUAAACAGCGUGUUGGUAAUAUCUUUUACAUUCAUGUAAACACGGAAAGUAACAACCUUAUCUCUGAAGUACUUUGCUUAGCUGUUGCAAUUUUCUCUCAUUGUUCCACGGCAAAACUUGCCUCAGUUUGACUUUGCUGUUGAUCCCCAUUAGACUCAUUUUAGUAAUGUUUUUUUUUUUUUUUUUUUUUUUUUUAUCAAAAAAAGGAAUAGUAUGAAUCAAAAUUCAUUUUUACCACCAGGCCUCAGUUGUUCAAAAGGUGGAUAAUGCUAUCCAUUGGAUAAAUCUCUAUCCAGUGGAUAGCGCAAUUGAUUUCCCUAAUACUUAUCCGCUGGAUAGUAAUUUAUCCGAUGGAUAGCACUAUCCAUCUUUUGAACAACUGGAGCCUGUCCUAUGAAUUUUCUGUGUUAUGAUGGCAUGAACACUUUAACACAGAUGCAGUUUGUUUUCUGACAUGUUAUUUGUGCGUACAUUGUCAAAUCUUCUUACUAUGUUAUCAGGCGCCCAAAAUUGUAACUUGGAACAUUUUCAUUUCGGCCUUCAGUGUUAUAAUUUCUUUUAUUGGUUCCCUGCAGUUGUUGCAGUUUCUUAACCAUACGAUUCACUGUGGCCUCAGAAAGAAGCACUUGCUAUAGAUUUCAGUAAUCUUCUGGCUCCUGGUUCUAAUAGUAAAUUUAAUGGCAGUUGAAAUCUUCAUCCAGUAACUGAUCCUGCAGCAUUGGUUGUUACUGCCAUUUGUCUCUGUUUGCUUUUUAAAAGUUCUCACUUUCUCCUGUAUGUAAUAUUUUAAUAAUUUUUCUCAUAAGAUGACCUCUUGAAGUAGCUUUCUACGUGGGUCCAUAAAACAAUGUGUGAGAGAUUCUACCGUCAAAAAUUCUUUUUGCACUUGUGUCAGUCAAAAGGUUUCUGUCACUUAUUUGCAGUCUAUUUAGGUACCUGCAGUCGUGAAGCAGUUUUGGUGUGAAUUUCCUACUUCAGAAACUGGAGAAUUAGUAAAAGCUUUGGGAGCAGUGAGUUCUGGGAUUGUUUGGGUGGACACGCGUUAGUUAUGAUUGGUCCAUGGUAUUCAUGGCAACCAUUAACCAAUCAUAAGGUGAUAACACUUGUCCACCCUAACGAUACCAGAAGUCUUUGGGCUGAAAGCUUGCUACUUGACAUUGUUUCUGGUGGUAUGGCUUAGUUUGGCAAUAUAAACACCAUCGAAAUCCAACCCACGAGUGCUAAUUCAUGAUAUUGCUCACACAAUUUUUAGUCAUAAAAACUUCCAAGAUUUAAGAUGCACUCAUUUUACAAAGUUUUUAAAUAAUUAAGGUUGUGAUGGUGAUUAGGUUUUGAUUAAAAUCGCUAACUUGAAACGGACAAACAGCUUGAAGUGUUUAAAUCUGUGCGUCUGAAAUGUAUUUAGUGCUAGAAUGGUGCCAUGACCUUGAGUUCUGCAGCAUCGCAGAUGAGCGCUUUCACUUCCCAAGGUUUCCCACAUUUGCUUCUAAAAAUAAUCAACUCAAAGUAAAAUACUUUUGUAACCUUCAGAACUAAUUGGUUAAUGAUUAUUUGUUUACGAUUUAUCAUUGAUAAACAACUCCCUUAAUAAGGCUGUAAACAGCGCUGGAAUUUUGUUUAGAAAUUGACACAUUAUCGCGUUUGAAGAAAGGAAAUGCAUUGGCUUUCCUGUUGCUUUUUAAUUUUUCUUCAUUACCAGCAGAAGGAAAAUUAAGAUUUGCUAGGGACUGACUUCUCCCUUCUUGCUUGUCAAAACGGGUUAAUUCAUCUGGCGUCUCGGUCGAACGAGCGUCCAUAGUCUGCUAUUACCACAAGUCUAAUUAGUAACAAACAGUGGUACUGAAAAUCAAUGACUGAUUACAUUUGAAAGAUGACUGGUUGGCUCAUAUUGAAAUACAUCCUGCGUUACGCGUGGUAGGUUCUAGAAUGUCGAACGCGCGCGGACGCGACGGGCGCGCGAGGUAAUGGGAGAGGUGGCUUUCGAGAACACCUUUGGUCGUUGACUGGUACAAACGUUGCAUUUCAUUGAAUUUUUUGAAGACGUUUAGAGGAAAAACUCUUUUUUUUUUUAUUGUUGUUUUUUCUCACUGAAUAUUCAUUUUUUGCCGAUUUUUUAUUCUUGUAAUAUUCUUAAAUUUGCAUUGAAUUUUUGUAUGUAUAUGUAUAUGUAUAUGUAUUACAUGUACCGUUCAUCGAACUGUCAUUAGCGUUGAAAUUUUGCUAUAGCGACGUUUGAAAUGAAUAAUUUUAUACGGUUAAGUUAAAAACAUAAAACUGUAUGGUAUUAACAGAUGUUUCUACACACACAAAAUUAUAUCUAUUCUUAGAUAAAACGCAAAUUUUCGAUAUUCUUAUAAAAUAUAUUCCAAAUCUGCUACUUAGAUCCACUAUCAUUAUUUUAGCAUAUCGCUCAGACAAACCAUAUUUAUUAUACGCGAUACAACAAAUGUUAACUCUAAAAACUUGAAAUUCUUUACAACUGAGUUGGUUAUCUGGUCUGGCAAAAACGUGUCGAACAAUAUUCCCUGACUCAGAGUGAUUUGAAGUUGCUCGUGAUUUCGAAUAUUUCGUCCGAAUCAGUGGAAGAAUUUUAUCUCUUCCUCUUUGUCUAUAUGACAAAACGAGAAGUGGGAAAUCAGGGAUAAACUUUUUUGAUAAAACGAGACUCGAAUCUCGAAGUUACAUAUUUUGAGAAAUUCUCGUGUAAAAUUAUUUUUAGUUUAUCUUUGUAUUUUAAUUUAUUUUAAUUCGUGUCCCUAAUUAGUGCCGAUGGCGCUAGAACGACCAGACACAAUAAUAAAGGGCUAUGUAUGUAUGUAUGUACUCUUAAUAUUGAUUUUAGUUCCAAGUCAUUUUUCUUACUAAGAUGUAUUUUUUUAAAUAGACGAAAUGCACGGUGAUAUUGAUUAAGUUUCUAUUUAAAAAAAUACAUUUUUAGUGCCGUUUCUCAGUUUUCUUUUAAGAGAAAUUGUUGCCUAGGAGUUCACAUGGAAUUUAGUUCAAGAUACCAGGCGAAAGAAAAAUACCGAACAGUUGAUUUUACGAAAAAAGUAACGAUUCCUUACAUCCGAAGGUUGGUAAAUGAACUGAAAACCGUUUAACAUCACGAAUUUAAGGCUCUUAUUCGUUGUGUUGUUUUACAAAAACAACCUUUUUAAUUUUACGGUUGUCAGCUUGUUUUGUCUUUAAAGAAUCCUGUUUCUCGUAUCGUGGUUGGUUGAACGAUAUGUUGGCGUUAUUUGCCUUCAAGCAUUCUAGGAUUUGCAAGCAAAACAACUUUUAAGUGAUCAGUUAAAAACAAAUGACGAAAAGUCCUUUAAUUUCGAACAACAGUGCGUGUUUCAAGCUUAGGCAUAUUACUGUGUAUAUAUAUUAUUGUUAACAAUGAGUUACAUUGUGUUUAUAAAUAACGAUUAUUUUGCCGGACUGGUAGAAUGCAGGUUAAGUUUAGUCUGUCCCCAGAGGUAGUGUAAUUUCGAGGCAACUUCAUCAUUCAUUACACGAAGACAGCUGUAAAAUUUUUCCCCUCCUUAACUCUUUUGUAACGAUUCUGUUUAUUUUUGCAGCCCUUGAAACCCGAAGUACGCCAAGUUCUCAAGCCUUCACCAGCCCGCGGAAUUCUAUAUCGGCCAACAGUGGUGUCAGGACAAGCCUGAUCGAAAAGUAUAAAAAGAAAGAACAAGUAGGAGUUGUCAAUAGAGGUAAGUAACUUCUAAUUUAUUCUUAUGCGGAAGAAGUGCAGUUUCCGCAAUUUCCAUAUGUUUGACGUUUAGUCAUUAGCUUAUCCCAGUAUUCUUUCGAAUAUUGUCGAAGAAUGUUUGGUUAGUGAGUUCACUAGGAGAUGAGUUUUCAUUCGUAAUUUUAUGCACCUGUUGUUCUUCUAUUCGUAGUUUAAACUCUAGAAUCGGUACAGUACACUUUUCUGUUGACAAGAAACCCGUUUGUAAAUUUUUGUUGCAUAUUAUCUUUACCGGGAAAGGGGAUUAGCAAGGCAUUUUUUUUAAAGUUUGUGUUUAAAAACUUUGAUCAUACAAUUCAUCGUUUAAAGACACUUUUAGCGGCCGUUGACGUAUAUUGGACGAUUCUCGUUAUCCGUCUUAGUCUAUUUCAGUCGUGAUGCAGCAUUAUGACAAGUGUACAUAUUUGAUGCGGCAAAUCCUUUAUGUCUGUUUAUUAAUUUUUAAUUUCUUCUGUCUCUAGACUCGCCAGUUUAUUCUUCCCAAGGAAGCUUGCACCAGCAAUUAGGGAAUCAAACCUCGCCAAAGAUCAAGGAUAGAGGGAAGCGGAGUUCUCUGACAGGCAAGGACGAAAAAGACAUAACAGAGGCUAUACGCAAAAUCUCCUCAUCUGUCUCGCAGACUCUAGCCGACCGACCCGCUAGUUUUACGAGCAGGACAUUUAACAUUCUUAAGAGUCGUUUUGACAAGGGAAUAUUUGGUGCAAGUAGACGAACGUCGUCACCUGAUAUUUCAGUAAAAGGAAGUAAAAUUCGAAGGCGUUUAAGUGAUACGACUGCAAUGGCGGAUUUAGCUACAACUCUCGCAUUUGAUGGAGAGCAAGUCCCUGUCGUAAAUAACAAUGUUUCGGAAGAAAAACAACCCGAUUCUGAAUCCACUGAGGAGAUUGGCGUAGGAAAGAUCGUGGUACCGAAUGCAAUCGCAUCCGGAGAGGAACCACAAGAUAACACUGCUCCAGACCAGAUCGAUGGUACCGUCCCAGCCGAAGAGUCACUUUCUUCUGAACAAUCAAGACUUGAAGACUUGUUAGGUUCUCAGGCGAACGGAAAUGAUAAUAUGCCCGAUGUUUCGUCGUUUGAUCCCUUGGCAGCAGCCGCCGAGCAGGACAGGCCGGUCCUGACCGAUACCACGUCUUCAGAAAAACCCGAGGAACAACCUAGUAACAGCGAACUUAUUGGUAAUGGUGAAUUGCCUCACGAUGAACAGCCCUCUGAGCCUGAAACAACCGUGGAGCCUUCACCGCCUCAGGAUCUUGACAAUUUAUUAGAAAUUGCAGACACUAAACCAGUUUUGGACAAUACUCCAGAGGCUUCACCGCGGCUGAUUGAUAUUGGAGAUUUAUUGCAGGAUUCGCAAGUCAGUGCAGCAGUGGAAGGAACUGUGGAGUCCUCGCCGUUGAUUAGUGUGGAGGAAACUGCUGCUCCUAAGGAAUCGGCUCCGGAAACAGAAGGUGCCGAUGCUGAGCCUGUCAAUUCGGACAAUCCUGUUGUCAACGAGGACACGACACCAAGUGUUGAAGACGUUCCCCCCAGUGAAGUGGAUCCAAGUCCGGAAGCCGAGUCGCAACCUCCGGAAGUGGCACCUGUAAAGAUUGAAGAACCCUCUACGGGUGAAGAAACUGUAGCUAUCUCUGAGUCACUGGAACCUUCUAAAUUAGAAGAAGAACCUGCAAAACCCGACGAAGCAGUUCCUAUUGAAGAAACGGCUGCUGGAGAGCCUGAACCACCCAAGCCGGAGGAAGGGACUGUUAAAAUCGCUGAGCCUGUUAGCCUUGUAGCGGACGUCAAAUCUGAAGGCGAAAGCACGGGAGUGGCUCCUACUGUGGAAGAGACGAGCACGCAGGAAGAAAGCCAGGCUCAAGAAGCCACUGUUGUUGAAGUUGCUGAGAGUGCGCUAGUUAUAGCGGCUGAAGUGAAGGAAGAGCAGAAGCCCGCGGAAGAUCAGCCUCUGAAGGCAGAGAAGCCAAAGGAAAAGACUACAAAGGCAAAGCCUGCAGCGGCUGGCACAAAAGAAAAGUCUGCAUCUAAACCUAGCUCAGCGGCGAAAAAGCCAACUGGAGCUGCAAGACCCACUUCACCUACAAAGGUUGCCACGUCGGCGGCGGCGAAAAAAGACGUUAAACCGCCUACUAAGAAAGUGCCGCCUUCCAAGCCUGCUUCGGCUAAUGCGUUUGCUGUGAAGGCAACAGCAACAAAGGUACCUACUACCAAGACUCCAGCCACAAAAACUCCAACCUCAGCGGCUGCGGGUGUUAAGAAGCUUGCAGCGAAGUCUAAUGAAACCAAAGCUGACGAGGCGAAAAAACCACAAAGACCCAAGAGUGCAGUAUCAGCUCGUCCGUCUACACAACCCGCUGGACGUGCGACGAGUCAGGCGCCAGAUAAGAAAGUUCCGGCGUCGGCCACGAAAACGCCCGCGACUAAACCUCCUGGUCAAGACGUAAAAGAUGGUGGUCCACCAAAAAGUGCGCCGAAGACAACAACGGCUAGACCUUCAUCUGCAAAACCAACUGCGAAGACUACCACCACUGGAAAGAAACCACUUUCUGCUAAACCGACGCCCACACCAAGCACAAAGCCUGUUGACAGUAAAGAUGGGACUGCACCCCCAAGAAACCAGCCGCUCGACCUACAAGUGCCAAACCCAAGCCCACGACCAGUUCCACGACCACAACCACAACCGUGA
Messenger RNA from Porites lobata, 16187 nucleotides. The record is from the annotation of a GenBank genome assembly. Lineage: Eukaryota; Metazoa; Cnidaria; Anthozoa; Scleractinia; Poritidae.